This is a messenger RNA of Lemur catta (Ring-tailed lemur), 3316 nucleotides long. It is a transcript of the gene PXYLP1, whose product is annotated as 2-phosphoxylose phosphatase 1. Gene Ontology annotation, molecular function: phosphatase activity. Lineage: Eukaryota; Metazoa; Chordata; Mammalia; Primates; Lemuridae. Gene Ontology annotation, cellular component: Golgi apparatus. The transcript has 7 exons. Gene Ontology annotation, biological process: dephosphorylation; chondroitin sulfate proteoglycan biosynthetic process; glycosaminoglycan biosynthetic process. Bases 490 to 1935 code for a protein of 481 amino acids. The record is from RefSeq and is a predicted model, not a curated record.
GCAAAUCCCCUGCUCUCUCCCCAAGCCCUCGCCCCGCGACUCUCGCGCCCCCCGUGCCUCCUGCUUCUCCACCCCUAGCCCCGCGCCUCUGCUGCGGGGCCUCGUCCGCCUCGUCCCCGCCCCUCCAGUCUUCUCCCGCUCGGCCCCCGCACCCCUGCCGCCUGAUCCAGCCCAGAUUCCAGCUCCCGGAAUCCCCUUUCCCGGGCAGUCCCGAACUGGCCAGUCUCCAGAAAGCCCGCGGAUGUGGAGCGGGCAGUGCUGAGCCCACCUUUUCAAACGCGAUGUGACUGUGGACGGGCUUGGCAGCAACUUCUCCUCCUCAGAGGUAUUGGCGCCUAGUCCAGACAUCUGUGGGAAGAGGGCUUACAGCAGAUGGCUUGAAAAGCCUCGUGGUCCCUGGAGAGAGGUGGAGAUGCACAGCUACAGCCUGAAAGCCAGACGUGUUCCCGAUUUGAGGUGAAACCAUGAAGAGAAAAUAGAGCAAUAAUAAUGCUUUUCCGCAACCGCUUCUUGCUGCUGCUGGCCCUGGCUGCACUGCUGGCCUUCCUGAGCCUCAGCUUGCAGUUCUUCCACCUCAUCCCCGUGUCGACAGCUAAUAAGAAUGGAGUGAGCAGCAAGAGUCGAAAGAGAAUCAUGCCUGACCCGGUGACAGAGCCCCCCGUGACAGACCCCGUUUACGAAGCUCUUUUGUACUGCAACAUCCCGAGCGUGGCCGAGCACAGCAUGGAAGGUCACGCCCCGCAUCAUUUUAAGCUGGUCUCAGUGAAUGUGUUCAUUCGCCACGGGGACAGGUACCCACUGUAUGUCAUUCCCAAAACAAAGCGACCAGAAAUUGACUGCACUCUGGUGGCUAACAGGAAGCCAUAUCAUCCUAAAUUGGAAGCUUUCGUUAGUCACAUGUCAAAAGGAUCCGGAACCUCUUUUGAAAGCCCCUUAAACUCCCUGCCUCUUUACCCCAAUCACCCACUGUGCGAGAUGGGGGAGCUCACACAGACAGGAGUCGUGCAGCAUUUGCAGAAUGGCCAGCUGCUGAGGGACAUCUAUCUAAAGAAGCACAAACUCCUGCCCAAUGAUUGGUCCACAGAACAGCUUUAUUUAGAAACCACUGGGAAAAGCCGAACCCUGCAAAGUGGGCUGGCCUUGCUUUAUGGCUUUCUCCCAGAUUUUGACUGGAAGAAGAUUUAUUUCAGGCACCAGCCAAGUGCUCUGUUCUGCUCUGGAAACUGCUACUGCCCAGUGAGAAAUCAGUAUCUGGAAAAGGAGCAGCGUCGUCAGUACCUCUUACGUUUGAAAAACAGCCAGCUGGAGAGGACCUACGGGGAGAUGGCCAAGAUCGUGGACGUCCCCACCAGGCAGCUCCGAGCUGCCAACCCCGUAGACUCCAUGCUCUGCCAUUUCUGCCACAACGUCAGCUUCCCCUGCACCAGAAACGGCUGUAUCGGCAUGGAGCACUUCAAGGUGAUCAAGACGCAUCAGAUUGAGGACGAAAGAGAGAGGCGGGAAAAGAAACUGUACCUCGGGUAUUCACUCCUAGGUGCCCACCCCAUCCUGAAUCAAACCGUCAACCGGUUGCAGAGUGCUGCUGAGGGCAGGAAAGAAGAGAUCUUUGCCCUCUACUCUGCUCACGAUGUUACUCUGUCGCCAGUUCUCAGUGCCUUGGGCCUUUCAGAAGCCAGGUUCCCAAGGUUUGCGGCCAGGCUGAUCUUUGAGCUUUGGCAAGACAGAGAAAAGCCCAGUGAACAUUCUGUCCGGAUUCUUUACAAUGGUGUUGAUGUCACAUUCCACACCUCUUUCUGCCGGGACCACCACAAGCGUUCUCCCAAGCCCAUGUGCCCCCUUGAAAACUUAGUCCGCUUUGUCAAAAGGGACAUGUUUGUGGCCCUGGGUAGCAGUAGUACAAAUUAUUAUGAUGCAUGUCACAGGGAAGGAUUCUAAAAGGUAUGUGGCACAGCACUGUAGAAUCUAUGCCAAUACAGAGGGCUAGGAAAGGUCCACUUCUAGUUUUAUCCGUUGCUAAGGGUGUAAGAUUUUUUAUUUUUAGAGGCUAAAGAUUGUGUUGGGAGCCACGUGGAUGGUUUGGGUUGAACAGUAGGCAUGUUGCUAUAAUCUGGUACGUGAGUUGCUUGUUACAAAAUGGCCAGUUCACAGAGGAAAGAAGGUACUUUAUCAUAGCCAGACUUUGCAUACAAUGCCAGAAUAAUACUUCAGUACCCAACAUUGCCAAUCCAAGUAUGUAUUCUUUUGGCCUGCCAUGGUCCUGUAUGAUGGAACCAGCAAACCUCAGCCAAAAUUUUCUUAAUCUUGGACAAUUUUACCUUGUCCUUGUUCAGUUAAAAAUUUCUUAAAGUGAUUUAUGUAAAACAGGGGUUGGCAAACUUUUUCUGUAAAAGGCCAGAUAGUAAUUAUCUGAACUGUGUGGACCAAAAGGCCACAUUUAGUCUGUCACAGCUACUCAACUCUGCUCACAGACUAUGCAUAAAUGAACAAGUGUGGCUAUGUUCACAGGCUGUAGUUUGCUGUCCCCUGAUCUAAAAAAUAGGCUCCACUACAAUUGCACUUCCAGCACUUUGAGAACCAGUUGAAUACUAAGAAUUAUUUAAUGGUUUCUCUAGUAACUUCUGCUAGAAACACAGAAUUUGGUCUGUAUCUGACACUAUUACAAAACUUGAGGGGAAAUAAACAUUGAAUCACAAUGAAUCAUAGAAAAAUUAUUAGAAGAAUACUCAUACUUGAUGUUCAUGAUGAUUGUGGUAAAAGAUAGUUUUAAGUAUGUUUUAAAAUUUGUCUGCUGUAGUCUAUUUGCUGUAUAUGCUGAAAUUUUUGUAUUCCAUUUAGUAUUUUUAUAGUCUAGGAAAAUAUUUUCUAAGACCAGUUUCAGAUGUGCUCUUAUUCCUAUAGUAAUAUUCAAUUUACUGUAGCUGCUUGGUAAUUAGAAGGAGGCCAGAAGAUGAAUUCAGGCACUUUCUUCCAAUAAAACUAAUUAUGGCUCAUUCCCUUUGACAAGCCGUAAAAUUGGAUCAAUUUUUAGACCAUUUUCAUCAGUUUCAAAUGGUAAAUUCUGAUUGAUUUUUAAAUACAUUUUUGGAAGAACUUUGUUACUAGAUAGUUAAAAAAUCUUUAUAGGGUGUUUUAUAGAUUAGAAGCAAUUAUAAUUAAAUCUGUGAUUUCUGAACUAAUGGUGCUAAUUCUAUUCAAAGAAAUGUAAAGUGCAAGUGAGAUUACCUGGUGUCAUUGGAAUUCCAACUUUUACUCUUUGUUUUUGUCCAGUGUUACAUUUGAAUAUGUCUGUUUCUAUAAAUAAAUUUUUGAAGAAUAC